AAAAAGGAAAGAGAAGAAAAAUAAUUCAUCUGCCAGAUGUAACAUCUGGAGAUCAAAUUAUGAUGGGGAUUACUAUUCAGGUGUGGUUCUUACUAAUGAUCAUUGUGGAUAUUUCAACAAGUGUAAAAGAUGUUCCAAUGAUAAAUAUGGAGGCGUUGAUCGGUGAGACGGUCUACUUACCAUGCAAUAUCAGCACACAAGAAAUAAAUGAUGAUGUUAUACUGAUACUUUGGUAUCGUGAAGAUAAAGGAACACCAAUUUACAGCGUUGAUGUACGUGAGCGUGAUACAAAAUCAGCAAAACGAUGGUCGGAUGAAACUGUAUUUGCUAAUCGUGCGUAUUUUAUAUUUGAAAAAUUACCCGGAGAAUUAGCUGUACAAAGUGUUAGAGAGUCUGACACGGGUAUUUAUCGAUGUCGUGUGGACUUUAAAGUAGCUCAAACGAGAAACAUUAAAGUUAAUUUAACAAUAAUUGUUCCUCCCGAACGUAUUAGUAUAAAAGAUGAAUCAAAUACUGAACGUACGUCAGUUGUUGGCCCCUACAGCGAGGGCGAUAUAAUUAAAUUGAAAUGCGAUGUAUAUGGAGGCAAACCAACACCAACAAUAAUGUGGUAUCGCGAUGGAAUUCCGUUAGGCGCCGAAACAAAUUUUUUACCAAAUGAACGACAUUUGCGAAGUUCAAUAACGCUUGGACCUCUUACUCGACAAGACUUAGGCUCUCGUUUGACAUGCAAAAGUAUGAAUCAUCAGAAAUCUACGCCGAUUGAAACAACCGUCCAACUAGAUAUGAAUUUCGUGCCAUUGAACAUUAGAUUAUUGGGAGCACAUCAACCAUUAUCAGCAGGUCGACGUUAUGACUUAUUAUGUCAAAGUUCGGGAUCUCGUCCUCCAGCUGUUAUCACAUGGUAUCGUGAUAAUCAGCGUCUUGACAGUACAACGGAAACGACAUCGAGUGAUGGUAACCAAACCACAAGUACGUUAUCAAUAACAUUGAGCAGAGCAGAUGCUGGAAAAUAUCUUUCUUGUCGAGCUCAUAAUUCUGCUGUACCAUCAGAAGCUCUUGAAGAUGGAUGGCGAUUAGAUAUUCAAUAUGUUCCUGAAACUCGAGUGCGUUUAGGAACACCCUUGGAUCCAGAAGCAGUUCGAGAGGGCACAGAUUUAUAUUUCGAUUGUAUUGUAUCUGCACAUCCAUCUGUGUAUAAAGUAGAAUGGCGACAUAAUGGAGAAAUGUUGCCGCAAAAUGUAUCCAAGGGUGUUAUAAUAAGCAAUCAUUCAUUGGUUUUACAAGGCGUAUCACGCACAACAGCUGGAAACUACUCAUGUGUCGGCUUCAAUUCUGAGGGCGAUGGCACAAGUCCUCCUUUUGAAUUGAAUGUGAUGUAUGCACCAACUUGUGCUCCAAACCAACCACGUAUAUAUGGCGUUGCGAAGCAAGAAAAUGCCCAAAUCAAAUGUGUUGUAGAUGCCAAUCCACCCGAAGUAGAAUUCAAAUGGACAUUUAAUAAUUCUGCGGAGAGUAUUGAUGUUGCGGCGAAUCACGUUGCCAGAUUUGGAACAUCAUCCAUUGUUUCGUACACACCAAUGACAGAACUUGAUUACGGUACACUUUUGUGUAUGGCUACAAACAAAAUUGGCAAACAAAAGCAACCGUGUGUUUUUCAUAUUAUUGCAGCAGGUCGUCCCGAUCAAGUGCAUAACUGUACAGUUUCAAAUAUAUCCAUGACAUCUUUGGGCAUUAAAUGUACUGAGGGCUUUAAUGGCGGGCUAACACAAACAUUUUUAGUUGAAGUUCGUGACAUGCACACUCAGGAAAUGCGUGCAAAUAUUACAUCGCCUAUUCCAAGAUUUACUUUAGCCAAUUUACAACCCGGCGGAUUGUAUUCUGCCUCUGUUUUUGCAUACAAUCCAAAAGGUAGAUCCGAUCCCGCUGUAUUACAAGCAGCAAUGUUGCGUUUGCCAGAGAAGAGAUUAGAGAAUGAACGUCCUAAACCAUCAUUACAUCCAUUUGGGCCAAUGGUAACAUUAACAAUCGGAUUAGCAAUGGUUUUGGUGAUAGGAACGUGUGCAAUUGUGUUAAUUGUGAGAUGUGCUUGCGGAGGAAAUGGCCAAAAUAAGCGAAAAGAAUUUGUGAGAGCGCACGGCGGAACAACAGUGAGAACAGCGUCACCCGGCCCAAGCGAUAAGAGCGCUACAAGUAAAGAAAUCGAUGGUAAUGAGAGUGAUGAGAAAAAUCCAGAUGUUAUUCCCGAUACAAUCGAAACGGAUGAACAGAUUGAUUACAUAAGAAGGAGACAACACAUAUCAACAAUUGAUACAAAUAGCCCUAAUAGAGUGAUAUUAGCGUCAAAUAAUUCCUCGAAUCAAAGUUUUGUUCCGCUUCCAACGGGAGGAAUGUCAUUUAGUAAUCCAAUGGGAGGACAUACUCCAUAUGGGUACUGUACAUUACGUAACGGUGGUUUACCAUCACAAUCAAUAGCAACUACUGUGUCAAUGAGUCCUGUGCCAAAUUCAUAUCCAACCACACACAAUACAUCAACAUUGCCUCGUCAUCCUGUUGGUUCAAAUCAUUCUCAAAUUGGAAAUGCUUGGCCAUCAUACGGAGGAACCAUUGCGGGUGUUCGAAAUAUAAGUGUGAAUAGUAAUAAUCAUAUUGUGCCGCCUCCGCCGUCGACGAUAGCAAUGCAACAUCUUGGACCAACAAACGGGCGAUCAUCAACACGAAUCUACCAACAACAAACGCCAUCGAUGCAAAACCAACAAACUUGCUUAUUGGAAGAUGAUGCAACUGUAGAAACGCCACUUAUGUUAAAACGUGAGAGCACUGUAUGACUAUAGGAAUCUCACAGGGUCGCUGGAGAUACGGCCCUGUGAGAUGUUCAAAUUCUUUAUUCGGUUGUUUGUAUUCGUUACUUACUCAAGGUAAGAAAAAAACAUGUAUUUAAAAAUAUUUAAUAUUCUCUAAAUGAGAAAAAAUGUUGAAAAAGCCUCAAAGGCUUCCAAUACGUUCUACAAAACCAAACCAAAUAUGAACUACAUGUACAUUGAGACUUGUUUUUUGUAC
Culicoides brevitarsis is the source of this 3060-nucleotide messenger RNA. It is a transcript of the gene side-VII, whose product is annotated as neural cell adhesion molecule 1. The transcript is spliced from 13 exons. The record is from RefSeq and is a predicted model, not a curated record. Bases 60 to 2828 code for a protein of 922 amino acids. Gene Ontology annotation, molecular function: protein binding. Lineage: Eukaryota; Metazoa; Arthropoda; Insecta; Diptera; Ceratopogonidae.